Messenger RNA from Oncorhynchus kisutch (coho salmon), 5224 nucleotides. RefSeq names its product neogenin-like. Lineage: Eukaryota; Metazoa; Chordata; Actinopteri; Salmoniformes; Salmonidae. The record is from RefSeq and is a predicted model, not a curated record. Gene Ontology annotation, biological process: cell-cell adhesion. The transcript has 19 exons. The coding region runs from base 42 to 2723 and encodes 893 amino acids. Gene Ontology annotation, cellular component: membrane. Gene Ontology annotation, molecular function: protein binding.
CCUCUCAGGACGUAGACGCUGGAGCUCUGUCCUACACCUUGAUGGGUCUGAAGAAGUUCACAGAGUACAGCAUUAGAGUGGUGGCCUUCAACAAGCACGGUUCGGGAGUGUCCACAGGAGACAUCACCGUCACCACCCUGUCUGAUGUCCCCAGUGCCCCUCCUCAAAACCUCACUGUGGAAGUUCACAACUCAAAGAGUAUCAUGGUCCGGUGGCAGCCCCCACCACCAGGCGCCCAGAACGGCGAGAUUACUGGGUAUAAGAUCCGUUACCGGAAAGGAACGCGGAAGAGCGAGGCGGCAGAAACCACGGGAGGCACCCAGCUAUUCCAACUCAUCGACGGUCUAGAGCGGGGGACAGAGUACACGUUCAGAGUAUCAGCCAUCACAGUGAACGGCUCCGGGCCCGCCACAGAGUGGAGCACCGCAGAGACCUUCGAGAGCGACCUGGACGAGUCCAGGGUGCCAGACAUCCCCAGCUCGCUACAUGUGCGCCCGCUGGUCAACAGCAUCGUGGUGAGCUGGACGCCGCCGGAGAACCAGGACAUGGUGGUACGAGGCUACACCAUCGGCUACGGCAUCGGCAGCCCCCACGCCCAGACCAUCAAGGUGGACUACAAGCAGCGCUACUACAGCAUUGAGAACCUAGACCCCAGCUCCCACUAUGUGAUAACCCUGAAGGCCUUCAACAACGUGGGGGAGGGGAUCCCUGUAUACGAGAGCGCCAUCACCAGGCCACAGUCAGACCCCAUAGACCCUGAUGUUGAUUUGUAUGAACUCUUCCAUGCGCCAUACACACCAGUACCAGACCCCACCCCCAUGCUACCUCCCGUGGGCGUACAGGCCUCGGUGCUCAGCCACGACACCAUCAAGGUGACCUGGGCCGACAACUCUCUGCCCAAGAACCAGAAGAUCACGGACGCACGCUACUACACGGUGCGCUGGAAGACCAACAUCCCCGCCAACACCAAGCUCAAGACGGCCAACACCACCAACCUGAGCCACAUGGUGACGGGCCUGAAGCCCAACACGCUCUAUGAGUUCUCUGUCAUGGUGACCAAGGGCCGGAGGACCAGCACCUGGAGCAUGACGGCCCAGGGAACCACCUUUGAGACCAUUCCCAGCUCGUCCCCCAAAGAUGUGACUGUGGUGAGCAAGGAGCUGAAACCACGUACCAUCAUAGUCAACUGGCAGCCCCCCUCAGAGGCCAAUGGAAAAAUCACAGGCUACAUAAUCUACUACAGUACUGAUGUGAAUGCGGAGGUGCAUGACUGGGUGAUAGAGCCGGUGGUGGGCAACAGGUUGACCCACCAGAUCCAGGAGCUGACUCUGGACACCACCUACUACUUCAAGAUCCAGGCCCGUAACUCCAAGGGCAUGGGCCCAAUGUCCGAGGCCGUACACUUCCGCACCCCCAAGACUGAAUCCUCUGACAAAAUGGCUAAUGACCAAGCCAAUUUGCCAGUUAAACCGGGAAGUAACCAACCACCUCUUGACCAUGGCUUUGGGUCUUCACACGGAAAACCAGGAAUUACAGGAAGUGGGGACAACCACAUCCUGGUCAUCGUCGUCAUCAUCUCUGUGGGAGCGUUCACCAUCAUUGUGGUGGUUGUGGGGGCCUUCCUCUGCACACGACGCACCACCUCCCACCAGAAAAAGAAGCGGGCGGCCUCCAAGUCGUCCAACAGCUCCCACAAGUACAAGGGCAACUCCAAGGACCUGAAGCCUCCAGACCUAUGGAUCCACCACGAGCGGCUGGAGCUCAAGCCCAUUGACAAGUCCCCCGAGCCCAACCCGGUGAUGACUGACACCCCCAUCCCCCGCACCUCGCAGGACAUCAACCCCGUGGACCCCAGCCUGGACAACAGCCUGCUGCAGAGACGGAACUCCUACCGAGGCCACGAAUCAGAAGACAGCAUAUCUGCGCUGGCAGGGCGCCGGGGGAUGCGGCCUAAAAUGAUGAUGCCCUUCGAUACGCAGCCCCCCCAGCCUGUGAUUAGCGCUCACCCCAUCCAUUCCCUUGAUAACCAUCACCACCAUUAUCACACGGGCAGCCUGGCAUCCCCGACACGCAGCUACCUCCAUCACCACCAGGGCAGUGCCCACCUGCGCCCGCACGUCUGCGCCACCCCCAUCUCCUAUCUAGACAUGGUGGGCUCCACAGAGUCGGUGAGGAACACCCCCAGCACAGAGCCCCUCCCACCCCAGGCCCAGCCCCCCUGCCAAGCCGAGCACCAGCACCCGGAACCCGAGGGCAGCUACCAAGACUCCACGGCCACCGACGAUGAGCCUAGCGCCAGCGGCAGCUACUGCAGUGCCGGCCAGCCCCCCACCGCCCACGUGCGCCCCACUCACCCCCUCAAGAGCUUUGCCGUGCCCGCCAACCCCGCCGCCAUCUUCGAGUCGCCCGCCCUGCCCAGCAUGCCGCUGCUUACUCAGACUGGGCCCCAGCUCCACUCAGUAAAGACAGCCUCCAUCGGCACCCUGGGCAGGGUACGCCCCCCCAUGUCAGUCACGGUGCCCAGUGCGCCAGACGUGCCCGAGACCAGCAAGAUGCUGGAGGAUGUAGACAGUGUCCUUGCCUCCCUCCCCUCCUGUUCCUCCCUUGCUCCCCGCAGUAACCCUGUUCCUUUCCCUCAGAGCUACGAGCCUGAUGAGUUGACAGAGGAGAUGGCCCACCUAGAGGACCUGAUGAAGGACCUGAACGCUAUAACCACAGCCUGAGAACCACACGCCCACUCAUUACGCUGCUCACACACAUACAAGCAGACACACACACACACACUGCCAGCCCUCAGCAAACUGGGAGCCCGAUGCCCCGGUACAAAAUGGAUACCGUAAAUGGAUCUUACACACCCCACUCAAGACAAACAAAAAAUCUCAACUGAAACUUUUCAACUUUUGGCUUACCUUGCUCAGUCUCAGGAAGGAGAUGGCCAUUUUAAAAAGCGACAGUUCACCUUUUUAUGAAGAAACAUUCUCAGAGACGAUAUCUAACAUUGGUCGCUUUCAACCAGAAGAUUGUGAAUUUUCUCAGCACAAAAACUGAAAUGCAUCAGAAGGUUGCUCUCAUACUUUGAUUGCCGGGGAGACCGCUCCUAUGGUUGCCGGGGAGACCGCUCCUAUGGUUGCCGGGGAGACCGCUCCUAUGGUUGCCGGGGAGACCGCUCCUAUGGUUGCCGGGGAGACCGCUCCUAUGGUUGCCGGGGAGACCGCUCCGACAGACAUCAUAUUGUGAUUCCAAGUCAAGAGGAAGAGUCAAAUAUGCCGGUAUUUCAUGUUGGUGCUCACGAAACACAAUCUAAACACAGUGUUUGUUUAAUUAGUGUCACUUAUUUGUGCGUUUUUGUAUAUCUAUUGCCCUGUUUCAGUGAAGUGAACGUUGGACAACAGUCCCCUCCAUUUCCAUAAAAGCGGUAAUUUUAUAGCUAUCAUUUUGAUCCAAUGACGUCUGUUUUCCCUACUCUGUGUUAUAUAUUGUGCCAAGUCUCUUAUUAUUCUCUAAUAUGCCAUGUAUGUUUUUUACAUAUCCGUAUAGAUAUGUACAUAUGUUUUUUACAUAUCCGUAUAGAUAUGUACAUAUGUUUUUUUAAACGGCCUCAUUCUAUUCCCCCCCCCCAGCCUAGCCAAUCAUUUCAUUUUAUUUGGGAGGAGAGUGACAAAAUAGACCCUCAAACACUCACUUUUCAUAUCUUGUGGGGAGAUGCCUUGCGUGUUAGUCCAUUACAUUUGAAUGGUUUAUUGCGUUCUCUGGCAUUGUGUUGCCCCUUUAUACAUUGAAAUGUUCAGUCUUUUUUUGUUUGUGGGAGCUCUGUUUCAAAAAGCCUUACGAAACGUGUCCGUACGUUUACAUUGGAGAUGACUGUGCCCUCUGUGGACGUUUUCCAGUUACACUGUGAUCCCUCUGACACGCAGCAUCACCACUCUCAGGCCAGCCUGGCCUUGGAGUGCCAAGUAGUAGGGCUUGUUAGCUGGUGACCUUUCAGAACCAUCUGUGGGACAUGAACCCUCCAGAGGCUGCUGGACUCGGAGUGCCUCACCCCGCAAUCACACAUCCUACCCAGUCAGUCGUUUCAAUGGAAUGGCAAUAUAUCAUAUGAAAGUGCUAUGAAAUGGAUGUCUUGUUUCCAAGAGCCAAUAUUUGGUUGAAGAGGUCUGUUUUUUGCUCUUUAUCUCUCUCUGUCAUGUGAAAACCAGGUUUUUCAAUCAAGGAUAAGUGUUUACUGUUAUCUGAGGUCUGUUAAAGAAACACUGCUUCAUCGCUCUUUUUAAAUGCUACUUGCAACGAUGUUGGCCUAUUGAAUGGGACUCCCAGAUUCAGAUUUUUUUUUUACAUGUAGUUUGUUUUGUAUGAAGAAAAAAUAAACUUGUUCUGUACACAAUUCCAAUGUAAAAAAAUUAAAUAUGAUAAUGUAAGAAGCUAGUUUUUCAUCUGCCCUCUUACCCAAAGAAAUGUAAUUGCAAUCCUAGUUACAUGCUCUACUUUUGUGAAUACCAUGUUUCUCAUAAUGUACAUCGUCAUGAAUGUCAAUAUAACUGUAAGAGAUUUUACUUAUGGAUACAAAAGGAGCAUGUAUAAAAAGAAUGAAAAAGAAAGUGGACCGUGGGAAAAAGACAGGACGCUAACCCGUUGGGAAUAACCUAUUAAGUUGUAGACAGUCAAGCCUGUAUUGCACUUUUUCACAAUUUUUGAAAAAAAAUAAUCUUCCAUAUCUUGUGUUUUAAAUAUAAAAGCGAUGUUUCUGUAAAGUAGUGUCCUAGGUUAGCAGCAGGCAGCUGGUCUUGUUUUAAUGGUCAUUUGUUUUUGAGAUAUGAAAUUGAGCGGCAGGUUUUACUGUGCUGCUGAGGUAUUCUGUUGCUUGUUUCUGUACAGAGAUCUCUUUGCUUUCUGUAGGAUAUUCUGUGGCUUAAAAAAAAAAAAGUUUGAGAAAAAUGUUUUUUUAUUUUUAUUGGUGCUCUUAUACAUUGUGUAUCCAACUAUUAUGAAUACUAACAAAGUUGAAGCUUCUACUUGUCUGUUUUGUCAUGCAUGUCGUAUUUUAUUGGUUGUGUGUGUUUGUCGUACAUGCGUGUGUGUGUGGGCGUCGAUCUAUUUCUCCAUGAGACUUUUUAAUGGAUGCCUGCCUUCAUAGACUAGGUGUAACAUCGUAAAUGGAAAUCCGGGACACUCAAAUAAGUAUAUGUUACGUUUGUAUGGAAACACAAGACAAGGUGGUUACUUAAGG